CCGUUGGCUGUGCACGCCUGCCGAUCGGCGUGGCCCAUGCUCCUUCCCGCUCCUGAGUCCUGACAGCGUCCAGAACGCGGCCUAACAGCGAACUCGUCGUCGCCAGUCUUCGCUCUCUCCCACCACUAUCGAUAUGGCGCCUCACAAGUCCAAAGCCCGCGCGCACCACCCGCAGCCGCCGCCCCAGCCCUCCGACUACGAGACGGACGCGCCGCCGCCCGCCGUCGACGUGCCCCUCCCCCCUCCGCGGUCAAACGAAGAGCUCAACUUCUCCGUCCUCCGCCGCAUCUAUCCUGAGCUGGCCGCUAUAGUGCACGUUACCCCGUAUGCCGCUCUCUACACGUUCAGCCUCGAGACCCAGCAGUGGGAGAAGCUCGGUGUUGAGGGCACCUUGUUCCUCUGCAAGCUCACGCCCUCACCCAUUGGUGCCGACCGCUACAGCGUUGCCAUACUCAACCGCCGGGGACUGGACAACUUCUACCUCGAGCUCACCAGUGAAGGGGAGAUGGAGUUCACAGAUCCCUAUGUCAUCCUCCAGGGCGAUCAGGUGUAUGGCAUCUGGGUGUUUGCAGACCCUCCGCCCGCUUCCACCGCCGACUGCCGUACCGACACUGCCACCAAGAUCAUGCAGGCUGCAGAGAAGGCACGACUAAGCCGAGAGGCGGGAGAACAGGAGGCCAGGAGCGGUGUGCACCAGGCAUCGGAACAGGUAGAGACAGCCACCUCUGCCCCCAUGGGACGCCAGCUCUCUCUCCGCGAGCUCUUUGGCCAGCAGCGACAGCAGGAUGCUGGUUUCAGUGUACACGACCAUCACAGCCAACAGAUUCAACCCCACCUGCACCAACAAGCAUACACACCCACACCCAACCCCGCCACGUCGCCCCAGGACGUGCUCGGCCAGUUGUUCUUCAACGCAAAGCAGAAUUACAAUGGCCUGGGCUGAUGGUCAAGCAGGACGCGUUAACACUCUCACUCAAACUCGCGAAAUGGGAACGGAUCAGAACGCAACCUUAGAGAGCAGCCCGUUUAGAUGAGCCACCAGCGCGCGCGGUUACACCGCCAAAACCAGUCGUCGUGUGCAUCCCUGACCCGUUGCUUUUAUUCAAAACAAAGCGCCCGUUUACGGCGAACAGCAAACCCUUACUGCACAAGAGUGGCACCGACCCGAAGAGCCUGCCACAGCGGCCUCAACCUUUGUCUGGGCAUGCUCCUGUCGACGAACACAGCGCACUGCAGGAAGCCGAGCUGGCACGGGAAGGGAGCUGCCCAUUACUCACACCCCUUGCUGUUACAAGUUUCCCGUCGCUUCUCAUCGGCCCGCCCGUUCAAUCCCUCGAUGGCACAGGACUGAGCUAUCGCGCAAGGCCGAAGUC
This is a messenger RNA of Macroventuria anomochaeta, 1373 nucleotides long. Its product is annotated as PH domain-like protein. The record is from RefSeq and is a predicted model, not a curated record. Gene Ontology annotation, molecular function: enzyme activator activity; mRNA binding. NCBI's taxonomy places the organism in Eukaryota, Fungi, Ascomycota, Dothideomycetes, Pleosporales, Didymellaceae. Gene Ontology annotation, biological process: positive regulation of catalytic activity; deadenylation-dependent decapping of nuclear-transcribed mRNA; deadenylation-independent decapping of nuclear-transcribed mRNA. Gene Ontology annotation, cellular component: P-body. The coding region runs from base 134 to 943 and encodes 269 amino acids. The transcript has a single exon.